GCAUGGUAUAUUCUUAUCGUGGCAUCGCUAAUAUUGAUAAUGUUUGAUGGGUCAUUUGUUGUUUCGGGAGUUCCUUCAGGUUCUUAUAUUGUGGAAAUUUCAAAUGUUGAGUAUGCUUUUGAACCAGUGCGAGUUGAUAUUAGUUCGAAAGGUAAAAUAAGAGCGAGACGAUUGAAUUUACUACAGCCAUCACUAGUGUCCUCAGUUCCAUAUCCACUGCGCUUAAAUGCGUUACACCGAAUUAACUAUUUUCGGCCUAGGGAAGAAUGGCAUUUAACGGAUAUGCUUACUAAUCCGAUGGUAUUAAUGAUGGUUGUACCUCUUGUUCUGCUUGUUGUUUUACCAAAACUUGUCAAUGCGAAUGAUCCUGAACUAAAAAAGGAAAUGGCUAGAAGUAUGCCGCAAAUGGAUGUUCCAGAUGUUUCAGAAAUGUUGACUUCGUGGCUAGGAGGUAAUCCGAAGAAGCCAAGAAAGUCUGGAGCUGGAAACAAAAAACGACAGUAG
Messenger RNA from Thelazia callipaeda (thelaziosis nematode), 504 nucleotides. Lineage: Eukaryota; Metazoa; Nematoda; Chromadorea; Rhabditida; Thelaziidae. The record is from the annotation of a GenBank genome assembly.